Ylistrum balloti is the source of this 3830-nucleotide messenger RNA. RefSeq names its product sodium/calcium exchanger 3-like. The record is from RefSeq and is a predicted model, not a curated record. The coding region runs from base 225 to 2738 and encodes 837 amino acids. Gene Ontology annotation, cellular component: membrane. Lineage: Eukaryota; Metazoa; Mollusca; Bivalvia; Pectinida; Pectinidae. The transcript is spliced from 12 exons. Gene Ontology annotation, biological process: transmembrane transport; calcium ion transport; cell communication. Gene Ontology annotation, molecular function: calcium:sodium antiporter activity.
AUGUAAGCCUAACUCGUGUGUCGUUAGAGGGGCGUGGUCCAUCACUCCAGUUGUUUGUACACAGGCAAGAGGAGGGGAGCGACUCGUUAAAGACUGCCGUUUUAGAGGGACUUUGCGAGAGCAGAGCUCGGGGGAGGAGGUAACAACAGUGUGCGGCAAGAACCAUUCGCUGAAGCAAGGGAGUAGCAACAGGUAGGAAUACACCAGUUGUUACAGAACUAAACAUGGCGAAUACCACAAUGGCCAUGACAACGAUGGCUGCAAACAACACGGAUAAUUCCACAGUAUAUACGCUUUAUAAUUAUAAAUGCUCAAACAAGGGCAUCCUGCUUCCUGUCAUCAACGAGUUUACUUGGUCCGACAGUACACGUGCCGCCCUUUAUUUCAUAGCCAUGCUGUGGUGUUUCCUGGGAGUGUCCAUCAUUGCAGACAUUUUCAUGUGCGCCAUUGAGCGUAUUACCAGUAAAACCACGAAGGUGAGAAUUCCGGACGACGGAAUGCCUGAAGGUUACCGAGAGAUCAAUGUAAAAGUAUGGAACGACACUGUAGCUAACCUGAGUUUACUCGCCCUUGGAACAAGUGCCCCAGAGAUCCUCCUGUCCGUCAUAGAAGUCGUUGGCAACAAUUUCGUGGCAGGAGAACUCGGUCCCAGCACCAUCGUGGGGUCAGCAUCCUUCAACCUUCUGGUCAUCUCAGCCAUAUGUAUCUCGUGUAUUCCGGAAGGGGAAGUCCGCAAAAUGAAGUAUCUAAAGGUAUUCGGAGUAACCAGUUUCUCUUGCGUGUUUGCGUACGUAUGGUUGGCUAUCGUUUUGAUAGGUAUAUCUCCCAAUAGGGUGGAACUUUGGGAGGCUAUCAUUACACUUCUGUUCUUCCCCGCCCUCAUCCUCGUCGCCUAUCUUGCUGACCGAGACUGUUGCAUGAAGAAAGAGGACCUUGACGCGUCAGGGAUGGUCGGCAUUUCUCUACAGGACCGCAAGGACCCCGAGGAAGCCAUGGCAUUGGAAAGCAAAACCUCAGGAGACGCUUCACUCAUGAACCUUGCAAAGGAGCUAGGACACGAGGCGCGCGAAGACGGUGUGCCUGAAGAUGAAGCUGCUAAAAUGGCCGCUGCGAAAAUCGCCGAGAAUCAGUCCCACGGCCGCAUGUGGUACCGAAUCAAUGCAACACGUGGUAUAUCUGGCGGGAAACGUCUCGUACCCCACGUCCUCACGUCUUUCCAGGGGAUUUACAACAACAUACGUCUACCAGAGGAAGAGAGAAAGAGUCCUAAAGAUGUCGACCAUUCAGAAGGUGGACAGAAGGCAGUCAUCGAGUUUACUUCGGCUACAGUUUCUGUGUUAGAAAGUGAAAAGAGAGUCCGCGUCGGCAUCCGGAGAUACGGCAACUUAGACAAGCCAGUUACUGUCAGGGUUGAGACCAUCAACGGUACCGCUGUUGCCCCAGAAGACUACAUCCCUUACAACGAGGAUGUCAAGUUUGCCGCCAAGGAACAACUUGAGCAAAUCUUCAUCGAAAUCGUAGACGACAAUGAAUGGGAGCCUGAUGAGUUCUUUUUCGUCAAGCUGAUCCGGUUUGAUGAUGACGUACACGAUGCUGCUCUCGGCAAUGUUUCCAUCUGCCAAGUAACCAUCAUCAACGACGACGAGCCCGGCAAACUGGAAUUUGCCAAGCCCACCAUCAUCGCCACAGAUUGCAACAGGCGAGUGCGUAUCCCCGUUCAAAGAGUCAACGGAGCUGACGGUCACGUGUCUGUCAAGUGGGAGACUAAGGACAUUACAGCUAUCAGUGGCAAGGAUUUCCAAGGGGGCAGUGGAGAACUCCUGUUCGACCAUGGGGAGACAAAUCGUACCAUCGACAUUUCUAUUCUAGAUAGCAUGAAACCAGAACGAGACGAGAGUUUUCAGGUGGAGCUAACAGUUUGUGAUGGUGGUGCAGUUUUAGGGAAGAUUUCAAAAUGUAUUGUUACAAUAGUCAGUGAUGAAGAGUUUAACGGACUGGUAAGCAGGAUUUUCAAUUUGACGAAGGCAAACCUGGAUUACCUACAGUUGGAGGAAUCUACAUGGGUCGGUCAGUUCAGACAAGCUAUGAACGUCAAUGGCGGCGAAAUUGAAGAAGCAACAUUCGUAGACUACAUUCUUCAUUUCCUCACUUUCUUCUGGAAGGUCUUGUUUGCUAUCUUGCCUCCUCCAAAAUACUGGAAUGGAUGGCCAGCCUUUGUCCUUUCUCUAGCAGCCAUUGGGUUCAUGACUGCCAUCAUCGGCGAUUUAGCUGGCAUCUUCGGCUGUUUGAUCGAUUUACCGGACAGUAUCACCGCCAUCACCUUCGUCGCCCUGGGAACGAGCGUACCCGACACAUUCGCUAGUAAGCACGCUGCCGUCAAUGAAAAGACCGCUGACAGUUCCGUGGGCAAUGUGAAUGGUAGUAAUUCUGUAAACGUGUUUCUUGGAAUAGGAUUACCCUGGACCAUCGCUGCUAUCUACUGGAUGGCCAAAACUGGAGACGAUUUCCGUGUACCCGCCGGAUCGCUUGCUUUCACGGUGAUCAUUUAUACGAUAGCCGCCAUUCUUGCCAUCCUCUUCCUGAUCUUGCGCCGUUCCUUGGGUUUCUUUGGCAACGCAGAGCUGGGCGGACCGAAAAUUCCAAAAUAUAUCAGCAGCAUCUUCUUCGUUAGUCUCUGGGUAAUCUAUGUCCUCUUGUCCUCGCUGCAAGCGACAGGCAAAAUUUCAUUCAACCUGUGAGCGACUUAAAGACAGUAAGAAGAACAAGGGCGUAUCACAUUGAAACCAGCGUUAUAAAACAACUGCCAAUAUUUACAGUCCUGAUGAUACUCCAAUGGUACUGUCGUCAUUGUGUUAUCUAUGGCUUCACUAUGUCAGAAUAUAUCAGCUUGACUAAAUAAAAAAAUGUUACUCCAUGGUUAUUCACUGUAGGGAUGGUUUCUUCAAUCUUUGGUGAUUCAGUUUUUAUUGAUGUCCUAUGAUUUUGCGGAAAGCUUACGUCAAAGAACAGUGCCUUUUAGUAUGAAUUUACACAAAAACACAUUGUUUCCAGAAUAAUGUAUUAAAUUUACACAGCUUUUUGUAUAACUCUUCAGAUACAAGGAACGAAAGAUAUGGAAAUACGGCUUAAACAUAAAAUUAAUCGGUAAACAUACAUUAUAAAAUCGGAGAAUAUUCUUACCCAAUUAUUCAAUAAUUUGAUGAUAUUGGAUAUUGUAGUAAAAUAUCUGAGCUGAUAUACACAGAACAAACCCUUUCGUCGUUCAUAAAAUCUGAAUUAGGGAACAGACUCCCAAUCAUAGAUCCUUCCUUGUUAUGAGUUGUUUGACAAAGUUAAGUGAACACUUUCAUUUGAAGAACCCUUGAUAUUUGCUUUUUAUUCCAUCGUUUACAUACCUGGUUUAUUAUAUGUUAAGAAUUGGUAAAUUUUUAAUGCUAUAUUUUAUGACAUUUCGAUGAUAGCAUUUACUGGAGUAUUGUAUCCGUUGUUUGACAGUGCAUUAUGUUAUAGUAAAAGGGUACAUUUGAAACAUUAAGAGUGGGUUGUUUGGUUCAUUUUGCCUGUUGAGUUCAUAGCAGUUUGCUUUAUAAUGCGCUUGAGAGGCGUCGCUAAGGUAAAGAUAUACGUGUGUGUAAGCGUGUGUGUAUGACUGGGGUGCAUGGAUGACGCCGGCUUAAUAUUUCCGUGCAGUUUACUUACUUCAGAACAUUUGAUUGUCUCUCGAACCUAACAGUUAUUUCAGAUCCCUCUUUGCAUUGGAUUAAUUAUUUAACCAUAUCUAAACCAACAGUCCAGUAAAAAAAGGGGUCAAACCAUCAAAAUUAAGUAAA